AUGCAAUACAAGAUAGCUCUAACUUCUGCUGCACUUCUAAUAGGUGCAGUGCAAGCUCAAAAUAGCACUAGUGAUGUUCCAUCAUCAUGUUCAAUCGAGGCGGGAGCUACCGCUGUAGCUCAGGCGGAUUUGGACAAGUACUCCAAGUGUGAGAAGUUAGUUGGUGACUUGCUUAUCUCUGGAACUGCCGACAGGAUGUCUUUGGCCAAUGUUCAAGAGAUCGAUGGUUCAUUGACUGUUAAUAAUGCUACUAAGUUGGUGAGUUUCUCUGCCGACUCUUUGCAGUCUAUUUCCAAAUCUUUGAACUUGAGAGGGUUGACUGUAUUGGAGAAGGCUAGUUUCGGUUCUUUGGAGGAAGUUUCUGAAAUUGACUUUACUACGUUGCCAGCUGUUUCCAACAUCAUAACAAAGUUGAAGUCUGCUGACAAGCUUAUUAUCUCGGACACUAACUUGGAAUCUAUUGAUGGUUUUGAGUCUUUGCAGUCUAUCCAGAUUCUAAAUAUCAACAAUAACAAAGCUUUGGCUACCAUCAGGUCUCAGUUGAAGUCUGUCUCCAACGCUUUGGACGUUUCUUUCAAUGGGCGUCAAUCCAAUGUUACUUUUGACAAUUUGCAAUGGGCCAACAACAUUACCAUGAGAGAUGUGAACUCUGUAUCCUUGAAGUCCCUAGAAAAAGUUAACUCCUCCAUGAGUUUCCUAGAGACCUCUCUAGAAGAGCUAAAGAUCAGUAAUUUGACUAGCGUUGGUGGUACUUUGACUGUUACUGGCAAUGAUGACUUGAGUGAAGUUGACUUCCCAUCCUUGACUGGUGUUUCUGGUGCUUUGGUUGUUGCGAACAACUCCAACUUGGAGCAAAUCAACGGUUUCUCUAAUGUUCAAACUGUUGGUAAUGCCUUAAUCAUCAGUGGUAAAUUCAACUCGCUUGACUUGGACAAUCUAAAGAGUAUUAAGGGUGGUGCUCAGGUCGAAACUACCUCCAGUAAUUUCACUUGUGAUGCAUUGAAGGCGUUGCAAAAGGCUGGUGGUAUUCAGGGUGAUACUUUUGUCUGCAAGAAUGGUGCUUCUUCAACCUCUAUGCAGUUAGGUUCUGGUGGUUCCGGUACCGCUAGUGGACAAAGUACUGCCUCAUCCACUGACGGCGCUAAAUCUUCGGGUAUUGCUGCUAACUUCGCUCCAGGUUCUUCCUUCAUGGGUGCUGUUGCCGCUGUCGCUGUUGCCCUAUUAUAA
Eremothecium cymbalariae DBVPG#7215 is the source of this 1227-nucleotide messenger RNA. RefSeq lists its product as uncharacterized. The transcript has 2 exons. The record is from RefSeq and is a predicted model, not a curated record. NCBI's taxonomy places the organism in Eukaryota, Fungi, Ascomycota, Saccharomycetes, Saccharomycetales, Saccharomycetaceae. Bases 1 to 1227 code for a protein of 408 amino acids. Gene Ontology annotation, biological process: fungal-type cell wall organization. Gene Ontology annotation, cellular component: fungal-type cell wall; plasma membrane.